AUGUCAUUAGAACUAUGGCUUUUAUCUCUGAUAUCCAUCAUAACAACCUUAGUCAUAGUAACAUUCAUACUCCUGAUUGUAAUGUACCUUACCACAGAUCCAUAUCCGAACCUAUCCAGAAGCAGUACAGAAGAAUGUUUUUAUGAUCCGGAUAAAUCUGAAUAUAUUAAGUUAAAAUUUGGGCUUACUGAAAGACCAGAAAAAGAAUUAUCGGUAAUAAUUCCAGCUUACAACGAAGUUGAACGCCUUCCCGCAAUGUUGACUGAAACAUUAGAUUACCUUCAUAAACGAAAAGAUUCAAAUAAAAAGUUCACAUUUGAAAUAAUUAUCGUGAAUGAUGGUAGUAAAGAUCAUACAUUAGAAAUUGCUCACAAAUAUUGCAAACUCGAGGGUUCAGAUACACUUCGUGUAAUAUCUUUAGAUCGGAAUCGUGGAAAAGGUGCUGCAGUCAGAAUAGGAAUGCUUUCUGCACGUGGUCGGAUACUUCUGUUCGUAGAUGCAGAUGGUGCGACUCAGUUUUCCGAUAUUGAAAAACUGGAGGAAGCUUUAGCAUCAUCUGUUGCUAAUAGAUGGAAUGGUGGCAUGGCGGUGAUAUGUGGUUCUAGAGCACAUUUAGAAGAACAGGCACUCGCUAAACGUCAUCCAUUAAGAAAUCUGCUCAUGUAUGGAUUUAAGCUAUUUGUUUGGCUUGUAUGUGUUCGUGGAGUUCGUGAUACACAAUGUGGAUUUAAAUUGUUUAGUCGACCUGCUGCUCGUUUGUUAUUUCAUAAUUUGCAUGUUGAUCGCUGGGCUUUUGAUGUAGACUUGUUAUAUUUAGCUCGGCAUUUCGAUAUGAAUAUUGUUGAAAUACCUGUGCAUUGGCAGGAAAUUCCAGGUUCGAAACUGGUCCCAAUUUUCUCAUGGAUUCAAAUGGCAAAAGAUUUGCUUAUGAUUCGUUUGCGAUAUUCAUUAGGGGCAUGGAAAAUUGAUCCAGUUUACACUUGA
Messenger RNA from Schistosoma bovis, 984 nucleotides. Lineage: Eukaryota; Metazoa; Platyhelminthes; Trematoda; Strigeidida; Schistosomatidae. The record is from the annotation of a GenBank genome assembly.